AUGGAGUACAACAGGUUGAAGUUAAGGAAGCAGAACAGAGAUACCCGUCUCAUGGCACGAAGCAUUAUAGGGAGGGUGUUAGAGAAACUCUCUGUUCUGCUCCUUCGAGAACCAGCACCUUUGGUUGGAGUCGAAGAACAGCUCCAAUGGAUCCAUAGGGAAUUGAGCACUAAGAUCCGUUUUGGCUUCACAGAGGAAUUAAUAGAUGUCGCCUAUGAUGUAGAGGAUGUCAUCGACCUCCUUAUACUCAAAUCAGCAGCGCAAGGAAGGAGAAGAGGAAUUCUUGAAGGUUUCAUUUUGUUUAUUUGUGAUUUCAUUGAUCAAUCUCAACUUCACAAGAAGCUGGAACGGAUUAAAGUUAAGAUCCCUGCUCUUCCUCCUCCAGUUUUAAUACUAUGUAGUCGAAGCCAUUCUGAAGACAUUGAAGAAAUAGACUGGGCGUGCUCCAGCUCAGUACAGGAUCAAAGCCUAGCCAAUACAGUUGUCUCCCCCGUCAUAGAGAAAGCUACAGCUCUGCUAGCUCAGGAGUAUAUUCAUCCUGAAGUGAAGAAGAAGGUCAGGCGGGUACAAGACAAGUUCAGUUUGAUGAAUGGUUUUCUCAAAGAUAUAGAGGCUGUAGAACUAGAUGACAGAGGAAUGGUUUGGAUGGAGGAACUGUGUGAUAUUUCUCGUUCUGCAGUCGAUGUCAUCGGGCUAUUCAUUAACAGAAGAGAACAGCUCAAAAGGAAUUGGGGAGGACCUUUGAUGAGAGUCAUUCUGGCUUUAGACAAUUUUCUAUCUCAGCAUGAGUUUUCCACCCAGAUGGACCAACUGCAUACCAAGCUCCUGGACAUUUCUGUAAGAAGGCCAAAUAUAGUCCAUGGAGAUAGUCGAAGCAGAAAGGUAGGUAUUUCAUUUCCUGAACUACUACAAAAGCUAAGGGAGCGUCGAAUACAGCUAGAACAGGGGGUUGAGAACCUGGAUUUCGUCAGCUUUGAUGAUGAUGUACACGCCCUGGUGACACGGUUGCUGGCUGGUGAUAACCAUUUCUUUGUGGUUUCAGUUGUGGGCAUGGAAGGUACUGGUAAGACAACACUAGCAAAGUUGAUCUAUCACAAUGAUGCUGUUGUCAAUCAUUUCCAUUAUCGUGCUUUUGGUUUUGAACUUCUCAAAGAUGUCAGGAAACACUUCGGAGAGCCAGGCUCUUCGAUGUCACCAGAAAAAAGGGCGCAACCAUUCAAAGCUUUCUUGGCUGAUAAGAGGUGUCUCAUAGUUCUGGAUGAUGCCCAAGAUCAACAUUUCAAGAAUGAAAUGAUAACAGCACUCCGGGACACAUCAAAUGGGUGUAGAAUGAUUUUGACAUCUUGGGUUACAGAACUACCAUCAAACCUCCAAAUAGGGAGUCUUUACUAUGGACUAAGACUACGAAGAGAUGAUGAGAGUUGGGCAUUGUUUACCCAUGCAAUGAAGAUAAGCAUACCCCAAGAACUGCUAAAGUUUAGAAGGGAAAUCGUGAGAAGAUGUGGAGGAUUGCCACGGGUGAUUGUAAAAUUGGCAAAUGCAUUGUCACAGAAGGAACCAACAAUCGAGGAGUGGUCUAGUGUGCUGCAACAGCUGGAUGGAGAUCAAGAUCUUUGGUCCAAUGCUUUGAGCAGGAUUAAUAAGGGUUUGCCCUUGUAUAUGAAGCGCUGUCUCUUUUAUUUUGGAUUGUUUCCUAAAGAUCUUGAUAUCCCAGCAAGAAGAUUGAUCAUGUUGUGGGUUGCAGAGGGUUUGGUCCAGCCAGAGGGUGGGAAUGAAGCUCCAGAAGAUGUUGCAGAGAGGUGUUUGAUAAAGUUGAUAGCUCAAGGUAUGGUUCAAGUGACGCAGAAAAAGCUCGAUGGGACUGUUAAAACUUGUCGCCUGCCUUAUGUCCUGCAACAGGAAUGGUUAGCAAAAACUCAAGAAGCUACAUUUCUUCAAUAUCAUGCCAAAACAAGAUCUGAGUUGUCCCCAAGCACUGGUCUAAUCCGCCGACUUGUGGAUCAUCUUGACAAUGAAGAUGUCAGCUUUGGUCAUAUCCAUGGUGAUGAGAACACAACUUCCACUUCUUUGAAAUCUCACUAUCAAGAUGUCCUUUCUUUUUUGUCAUUUGAUGCUCGAGAAGGAAGCAAACCGGGAGAAGACGUAGGAAAUUUUCUUCAUGAAUGCAUUUCUAGCAGUUGCUUCCUAUUGCUCCGAGUCCUUGAUCUGGAACAUGUAUUCAGACCUAAAUUGCCAAAGCAACUUAGUAAACUAACUCGUUUGAGGUACCUUGGCUUGAGAUGGACGUUCCUACAAAUGCUUCCAUCAUCCAUAAGCAAGUUGCAAAACCUCCAAACACUGGAUUUGAAGCAUACUUAUAUCGACAGUCUUCCUAGUUCGAUCUGGAAGGUCCAACAACUGCGGCAUUUAUGCUUAAGUGAGAGUUAUCGGAGUAAGUUUAUGCCUCGACCAAGAGUUGGAUCUCUGACAAGUCUCCAAACAUUGUGGGGUCUAUUUGUAGAUGAGGAGACACCAGUGAAGAACGGCCUGGAUAGGUUGGUCAAUAUUAGAAAAUUGAGUUUGACAUGUCGUUUGACACCAUCUCAAGAUGAGGCAAUGUUGCAACAGCUGGAGGCAGUGUCUAACUGGGUUCUGAAACUAAAGCAUCUUCAGUCUUUGAGGCUGAAGUCAGAUGAUGCAGAUAAUCAGCCUUGGGAUCUAGACCUGAAGCCUUUGUCAGGCCACGCAAAUCUCUCUAGUGUAUAUUUGCUUGGGCGGUUAAAGAAUCCAUCUAUUGUGUCUGAAUUCCCAGAGAGCCUCACUGACCUUACGCUAUCAGGUUCAAGACUGACAGAAGACCCAAUGCAAACAUUAGAUAAGCUCCCCAACCUAAAAAUUCUUAGGUUACUCUCCAAAUCUUUUGUAGGAAAGGAAAUGCUUUGCUCUUUAGGAGGCUUCCCUAAGCUUCGAAUUCUUAAAAUAUGGAAGCUAGAGCUGCUGGAGGAGUGGAAUGUUGAAGAAGGUGCACUACAAGCUCUCCACGAUUUGGAGAUUAGGUCCUGUCUAAAGUUGAAGAUGCUUCCUCAGGGAUUGACACAGAGGACCCUUUGGAAUUUGAAAUUAACAGACAUGCCUAAUGACUUCACUACAUAG
Messenger RNA from Vitis riparia (riverbank grape), 3132 nucleotides. RefSeq names its product putative disease resistance protein At1g59780. Gene Ontology annotation, biological process: defense response to other organism. The record is from RefSeq and is a predicted model, not a curated record. Gene Ontology annotation, molecular function: ADP binding. NCBI's taxonomy places the organism in Eukaryota, Viridiplantae, Streptophyta, Magnoliopsida, Vitales, Vitaceae. The coding region runs from base 1 to 3132 and encodes 1043 amino acids. The transcript has a single exon.